Messenger RNA from Diaporthe batatas, 4032 nucleotides. RefSeq lists its product as uncharacterized. NCBI's taxonomy places the organism in Eukaryota, Fungi, Ascomycota, Sordariomycetes, Diaporthales, Diaporthaceae. The coding region runs from base 1091 to 2527 and encodes 478 amino acids. The record is from RefSeq and is a predicted model, not a curated record. The transcript is spliced from 4 exons.
GAGCUGGAAAGGAGGCUGCUUUGAGGCUGCCUCAUCACACCUUAGCUUCCACAACACGACAGGAGCCCCGAUAGAAACGACCCGCAAGAGCUUGCUAGCACUUGCGGGCAGGACCCCUCUGGAAGGUCUCGAGCAAGCAGCCUGAGAGCCUACACACGCCCGCAGUGGAAACGGCCGUUGUAUCGCGGAAAUCGCCGACGAUUAAUGCUACCAUCCCUAAUUCUUCUCAACGGCAGGAGCUUGACAUGCUGAGCACAGACGGCGGAUCUUUGAACUUAGCCCCGACUUCCUGGGAGUUAUACGCCUCGAAAUAUCUGGACGUCAACGGUCUUGUCGACCAUUGGCCAGGUGGACAAUGGCUGUGAUGUGACGAUGCUCUCUAUCACUUACAGCAGGCUGCAAGCACCAGGGCGGCAGCGCAUGGGCCAAGCAUCUCUAGGCUGCAGCUUGGACAAUUGACCGCUCGCUUGCCUCGGCCGCAGCGAAUGACAGGCCAGUCACUGACCGAUCCAGUCAUCAAGUCAUCCCCCACCCAACCACAACCACCCUAGUAAUCUUCGCGAUCCUCAGCAUCCUCGUCAUCCUCGCCAUCCUCGCCAGCUUAAUGUUCAAGGCUUGACAUCCGACAACAGGCAGCUCGGUUCCGGGCCAUUCUAUGCCCUUCCAUCACAUCCGAUCCCAUCCACCACCACCCAUUGCAUCCGGUGUCCUAUUGCACUUGUCUGCUUGGCCGAUACAUCAUACAGUCACAGGUCUACUACCUAUUUGGUACGCGGCCUGGGUUUGACUCAGACCUGCCCCUGCCAGUACCCGCCUAGGAACUCGUUGUCAUUCUACUUCCAAGUUCCUCAUCUCGCCUGCUCCUCGCAACACCGGACCAGGACCAGACUGCUCCUCACACCCCUUUCCCCCUCCUGCUGGGCGCACCCUGUCACAUUUGCUGCGUUCCCCGAGCCUGCUCUCGGCCUCACCCUCACCUGACUUGUCACGGGAACCGGCAAGUGAGGAGGACCACGCUUUGUUGCUCGGUAUCUCGCCUACUGAAUUCGUGUCGUACAACGAGGACAGCGCCCGGCCUCGUCGUGCGGUCAUGCCCAAGAAAAGACACACCAACAGAUUCUCCAAACCACAGUCCACAGCUCCGGCAUCUCUUGCAAGUAGCUCGACGUCAGCGACUGGCAAUGAUGAUCACCAUCGUCCCAGUGUAAAUCAGCUCCUAGCGUCCCUCCGGCGCACGAGGCUGAAUAGCAGUGACCAGCAGACCUCAGCCCACGUCGCAAAUAUCGCCGGCCCCAGUGUGCCGCCACAAAUCCGUCAGAUCCUAUUGCCUGGCGUCCCGGAAGCCCCGGGGCCACCCCCAAGAAGGCGGCCUCGUUUUGCUCCUCGCUUUGAUGCUCAGGGCCGAAGGCUUCCAGCCGGUCCGCCACCACCGCGCAGCUGGUUGUCAUUGUCACGGCAUGCUCCGAGCCUCGAGUCCAACGGACAUCAUGCUGGGGCGUACGAGCAGCGACUGCUUCCCGGUCUUUACCGGCCAGGAGAGCGGAGUCUGAUGGACGUCGCUCUGCGCAGUAUGGCGCUCGAUUGGGAAUACCAGAGGUCUUACAACCUCUACUACAUUUACAAUCUGCCCGACCGGGUUCGAAUGGCUCUAAUUCAUUACGUCAACACGAUGUAUGAGCCCGGACUGUCAUUAUUGGACUUGAAGAUCAUACUCCUCCCUCAGGCUCCCGAGGACGAUGACGGCAAUGGAGCCGCGACGGAGCCUCCACCGAGUCCCAGUUCUCUGAAUGAGGGAAUCACUCAUCUAGACCUGUCCAUGUCAACCGAAAGGGCCAUCAAGCUUCGGGAGCUCUCAAACUUCCUAUUCCCGUCAAAUCCUGACGGCGAUGGCCCGCUGCUGGACUCAUGGGACGCUCCGGAGUCGACAGCUAUCCCUCGGCCCCUUCUCGUAAAUCUGACCCACCUCUCGCUUGCCGCGAGCCCAGAAACCAGCAAACUCUGCUCCUGGAAACAACUGCUUGCCUUCUCAUCACACCUCCCGACCCUGACGCAUCUCAGUCUCGCGUACUGGCCAAUUCCGUCCCUCACGCCGAACGCCACAUUUGCCAAGGUGGUGAGUGCCCAGGGCCAGUCGUUCCAGUACGGAGGUCGGAACCCCUACAGCCACACGCUGGACGACGACUGGUCCGAGGCGAUCCUAGUCCUGCGGAAGCUGAGCAAGAGUCUAUACGGGCUGGAAUAUCUAGACCUGACGGGCUGUGGGGCGUGGGAAAAGGCGCUCACAGCUCACGCACACGGUCCCGAUGAUGAGAUAGAUAUGAUUGACUGGGCCGGCGACUGGGGCAAGAUCGAGACCAUCAUCUUGACAGCUGGGCAUACGGCUCAAGCGGCGGUUGAAGCCGGAAAAUUGGCCGAGUACGAGAAGUUGAUCAGUGAGGCAAGAUUGACGGAGAGGAUAAUCCGUGCAAGAAGGGCUGGCAAAGGCCGUCCUAUUACUGUUGAGGCGGAUCCAGAUCUGGAUCUCUAGCGUCACCAACGUCCUGCUGGUGUCGCAGAUUAAUAGAACUGCGAAUGUCUGUCCGUUCUGGCGUGCCAUCAGAUCCGUUGCCAUCUCCCCUUCUUGGCUUGACAAGGCAUGUGGACGACACUGCUCCGAGCGAACAGUUGGCAUUGGCACACAGCCGCCCAUAGCUGGCGGCAACGCCCCGCGUGAGGACGCAUCGACCAUUAUCGUGACCAUUAUACCUCGCUUCAAGGCGAUCAUACUGUCUUCUUCAUUCAGGGAAUCUGCCUGCCCAGAAAACUGAUGCCAAUCCUGACUUGCCGGCAGAGUCUACUCUGCAGCCGCUACCGACAAAGGCCCCCUCUCCUCUGUUCUCCUGAUCGACAUUCGCAUCGGCCUUCAUUACGCUCAAGUAUCGUGGCUGUGAGUCGCCCCAUUCUGCACGUCCCACAAGCGAGUACCGGCACAUCGCAAACGCUGCACUGCCUCUCAUCGCCCUUUUUUCUUUUGUUUUUGCCCGUGCGUGAGUGUAGUGUGGGCGGACCUCGUCCUCCUGGCCCCUUUUCAAAGGAAAUUUUCCGUGUUGGGGCAAUGGGCAACAGAAAUCCCGGAGUGAAUUUUCCGAAACAAUUUCUUUCUCUCCCGGUGCCGGCGACAUGCGUGUCAAUGCCUUCCCCAACGCUUGCUUGCGCCCGGUGAAGAAAGUCGCAGCUUCACCGGCUGCGUCAUUCUUGCCGGUCACGCGACGGGACGAGGUCGGGGGUGGAAAACCGGGAAAGGAUGGGAUGGGGUUUUGUUCUCCUCUCCCUCUCUCUCUCGUGUGUCUUUGCCUGCCCCUUCACCUGCCUCCCUACUUCGGACCGCAUCGUGCAUACAGUGUCGAGGAGGUUCGGAAAUGCAAUGUCCGCCCGCCGACGCCGGCCUCAGGUACAGGGCGUGGCAGUGCAGUGCAGUGCAGUGCAGGCACAAGCAGGAAAGCGGUAGAGCAAUUACUCAUCGAAGGCCCAGGGGGGUCGGCAGGAAGAGGGAGGGAAUCAAUUCUUUUCUUGGGGGUUUUCGCGAUGGCGGAUAUAGAUCCCAGAUCCAGGAGAGGUCAGUGAACAAUGGCCUGGCCACACAUGGAUCAACACAUACUUACAUGUGCAUAAAUACAUACGGUCUGUCCCGGGUGGGCGCAUGCCCCUCUCGUCAAAUGCUGGUCCGGAGCAGGGCAGAGAGGCAAGAGGCACAUGCUUCGCGCGGGCGAGGGCAACACUUCGCGCGCGCCGAGCCUUUUUAUUGAAUGUCUGUCGACGACAAGGUUCCAUCGUAGACGAGCGAGCGCGUGUUGGAGCGGCCGCCCAUAUUAUACAACGCAGACUGUAGGAUGGGUCGGUAAAGAAGAAGCCUCUCGCAUGGGUGCCCCAUCCGGGCGCCAAACCACCCACAUACCCACACACACACACACACACACACCAACGCUUAGUGCUUGAUGCCUCUUGGGGAGGGGGUGGGGACGCGAUCUGCAUAACACUGGGGCGAUCUGGGAG